Sarcophilus harrisii (Tasmanian devil) is the source of this 1666-nucleotide messenger RNA. RefSeq names its product caspase-3-like. Gene Ontology annotation, cellular component: cytoplasm. NCBI's taxonomy places the organism in Eukaryota, Metazoa, Chordata, Mammalia, Dasyuromorphia, Dasyuridae. Gene Ontology annotation, biological process: proteolysis; positive regulation of apoptotic process; keratinocyte differentiation. The record is from RefSeq and is a predicted model, not a curated record. Bases 118 to 1029 code for a protein of 303 amino acids. The transcript is spliced from 7 exons.
CCCCUCAAAGAGGAAUGGUGGGCGGGGCUCUGCCUGGAUGGGAAAACUGGGGCGGGACUCAGUCUCUCCCUCUCGGGGAUUUAGCCUUCUCCUAGACAUCACCCUUAUCCCCUGGGCAUGCUGCGGUGCAGCGUAGGCGGAUCUGGGCUUGGCUACUUCUCUACGUUAGUUGAGAGAAGCACCAUGGAAAAUACUGAAAUUACAGUAGAUUCAAAAUCUACUCAAAAUUCAGGAGUAAAGAUCUUCCAUGCUAGCAAGUCUGUGGAAUCUAGUCUGUCAUCAGAUAGCUAUAAAAUGGAUUAUCCAGAAAUGGGAUUGUGUGUAAUCAUCAAUAAUAAAAAUUUUCACCAAAACACUGGCAUGUCAUUUCGAUCUGGUACAGAUGUAGACGAAGCACAUCUCAUAGAUACUUUCAAGCACUUGAAAUAUGAAAUCAGGAAUAAAAAUGAUCUGACAUGCAAAGAAAUUACUGAAUUAAUGUACAAUGUUUCUAAAGAAGAUCACAGCCAACGAAGCAGUUUUGUUUGUGUGAUUCUAAGUCAUGGUAAAGAAGGAAUCAUUUAUGGCAAGGAUGGACCUGUUGAACUGAAAGCAUUAACAUGUUUCUUCAAAGGGGAUAAAUGUAACAGUCUAAUAGGAAAACCAAAGCUUUUUAUUGUUCAGGCAUGUAGAGGCACAGAGUUGGAUUGUGGUGUUGAGGUAGACAGUGGCCCUGAUGACAAUGACACUGAUGAGGACAUAACAUGCCAGAAAAUACCUGUUGAGGCAGACUUCUUGUAUGCAUAUUCUACAGCCCCAGGUUACUUUUCUUGGAGAAAUGAAAAGGAUGGUUCAUGGUUUAUCCAAUCACUUUGUGCAGUGCUGAAACAAUAUGCUCACAAGCUUGAAAUCAUGCAAAUCCUUACCAGAGUCAAUUGGAAGGUCGCCACAGAGUUUGAAUCUUACUCCUUAGAUGCUACCUUCCAUGCAAAGAAGCAGGUGCCAUGUAUCAUGUCCAUGCUUACUAAGGAACUAUAUUUUUUCCCCUAAGAAAAUUCACGCAUUUUAAUUUGUAUUCCAAGCCAGUGAAUGAUAGAUAUGAGAACUGCUUUUCCUUGGUAAUUUUACAAUAUGACAGUGGGUGGGUUUGAGAGCUUGGGAGAGAAUCACUAUUUCUCCAUUUAAUAGAACCAACACAUUGCUAUCUAAAAUUUAGGGAGUUGAAACAGAGGCUAAUUUGAAGUUAAUAUGCUGACUUUGUAAAUAAAAAUGGAUAAUGGCAUUUGUUAUAAGAAGAAUCUAUUGUACCUUCAAAACUUUUAAAAUAAUUAGAAAUUUAGGGAAAAGAUCUCUUCUUAGUGAUAUACAAUCAUGGGUUUUGAAAGGGUUAAGGAAAAAUUAAUAUAUUUUUUUAAAAUUUUAAAAAUAUGUUUUUACUUAACUAUUGUAAUGUUCUGGUUGGUUUUCUGGAGGUCUCUGGACCAGUCUUCGUUUCAGCAAAGUAAUCAUGAGACUAGCCAAGGAUAAAGUCCGAAUUCUUUAUUAUCUCCUUCAAAAUCUGUCUCCUUCACUUGGGGCCUGGCUAGCUUUCUAGAAGCCCUUCAGAUAGGACAUGGUUUCAGUGGAGAAAUGAAGGAGAACCACCAGGAGCCUGAUCAAAGAGGGAAUGUCUCUCUGAGUCUGAGGG